AUGAAUGAAAAUGAAUUUAAUGAAUUUGAUAUAAGUAAUGUUAAUGAUUUAUCCGAUGAAGAAUUACAAGAAGCUUUUGCUGCUGGACUUAUCAAACCUGGAUUAAAUAUUCCAUGCGAGGAAAAAGAAUUAAAAAAUAAUAUCAGUGGUUUAAAAUCAAAAUUAAAAGAAUUUAAAUUAAAUUUAAAUUGGAUAGAAACAUUAGAUGUGGUCAGUACUCCAGCUCCAAUGCCUCCUGAGGCUUAUGAUGAGGUGACAAAAGAUCAAAAAAUUCCAAAGCUAAAAAAUUAUUAUAAAUUUAAUGGAGCAUUUCAGAGUAAAGAUUUUACAAAUGAUUUCAAAAGAGAAAUGUUAUUUCAUAGACAAGCUCAAUCUGCAAUUUUGGAAGGAUUACCCAGAUUAAAAUCAUCAGGAAUAUUAACCAAAAGACCUGAUGAUUAUUUUGCAGAAAUGGUUAAAUCAGAUCAACACAUGCACAAAGUUCGAUUAAAUUUACAAUCGAGACAAACAGUCAUAGCUCAAAGCGAAAGAGCUAAAGAAUUACGUAGAUUAAAAAAAGUAGGAAAGAAAGCCCAAAUUGAAACAAAAUUAAAACAAGCAGAAGAAAAAAGAAAAUUAAUGAAUGAUGUUAAAAAAUACAGAAAAGGAUUAACUAAAGAUUUAAGCUUUUUAGAUGGGAAAGAUAAUAAUAAAUCAAAUUCCGCUAAAAAUAAAACCAAGUUGAGUGCAAAAUCGAAGAAGAAGAGAGCUGCUAAAGAUGAAAAAUUUGGAUUUGGAGGUAGGAAAAAAGGUUCGAAAAGAAAUACUAAAGAAAGUUCUGCAUACAUUGGGAAAAUGUCUAAAAAAGGUAAAAAAACAGGUUUUAAAACAAAUAAAAGGUUAGGAAAAAGUAAAAGAAUAAAAAAAAAAUCAAGAAAGUAA
Molecule: messenger RNA, 921 nt
Organism: Pediculus humanus corporis (human body louse)
Lineage: Eukaryota; Metazoa; Arthropoda; Insecta; Psocodea; Pediculidae
Exons: 7
Coding region: 1-921 (306 amino acids)
Biological process (GO): ribosomal large subunit biogenesis; rRNA processing
Cellular component (GO): nucleolus; nuclear periphery; preribosome, large subunit precursor
Source: RefSeq, a predicted model, not a curated record